This is a messenger RNA of Adineta steineri, 219 nucleotides long. NCBI's taxonomy places the organism in Eukaryota, Metazoa, Rotifera, Eurotatoria, Adinetida, Adinetidae. The record is from the annotation of a GenBank genome assembly.
AUGAUAAAAUUAUUCAUCGAAAGUAGAUAUGAUGCAACACCAUUACAUGUAGCAACUGAUCGUAAUAGACUUGAUAUUGUUAAAUAUCUGAUUGAAGAAGCACAUGGUGGUGUACAUAAAUUAUUACAACAAACUGAUACAGGUAUUAAUCACCAGAAUAUUUAUGGAGAAACAACAUUACAUUAUGCUGCAAUACAUGAUCAAAAUGAUGCUAUUUAA